Coffea arabica (coffee) is the source of this 598-nucleotide messenger RNA. The record is from RefSeq and is a predicted model, not a curated record. Lineage: Eukaryota; Viridiplantae; Streptophyta; Magnoliopsida; Gentianales; Rubiaceae.
UUCUUGUAUAACAAAGGAGAGUUCAUUUUCUACUGAACAAAUGAAAUUGAGCAAGUGUCAGUUUGCAUGCCACCGCUUUCUAAUAUGUCUUGGGGAUCUUGCUAGAUAUGGCGAGCUUUGUAAGAAACAGGAUGCUUCUAAAUGGUCGGUUGCGUUUACUUACUACUUAGAAGCAAGCAGGAUAUGGCCAGCUAGCGGCAAUCCCCAUAAUCAACUGGCACUGUUAGCAACAUAUGUUGGCGAUGCUUUCCUGGCAUUGUACCACUGCACGAGAAGUUUAGCUGUUAAAGAACCUUUCCCUGAUGCAUGGAAUAACCUUAUGCUACUCUUUGAAGAGAACGGGUCAUCCCAUCUGUCUUCACUUUCCAGUGAGACACACAUCGAUUUGUUAAAGCCAUUUGAAAAAGUCUCCUUGCAGGCCGCACCACAGUCUCUCACUGGAUCUUCAAAUAAGAGUAACUUGGAAACUAACAACAUCUUUUCUACUGCAAAAACUGAACUCUGGCCCCUCUUUGUGAGAUUGAUAAGUUUUUUCCUUGGGAGAUCCAGGGCGUGACGGUGGUUCACGAUGUUCCUUUGACGGGGUUGCAUGAAAUAU